Messenger RNA from Oncorhynchus keta (chum salmon), 2507 nucleotides. Its product is annotated as protein-L-isoaspartate(D-aspartate) O-methyltransferase. The record is from RefSeq and is a predicted model, not a curated record. Bases 318 to 1001 code for a protein of 227 amino acids. Lineage: Eukaryota; Metazoa; Chordata; Actinopteri; Salmoniformes; Salmonidae. Gene Ontology annotation, biological process: protein modification process. Gene Ontology annotation, molecular function: protein-L-isoaspartate (D-aspartate) O-methyltransferase activity. The transcript is spliced from 8 exons. Gene Ontology annotation, cellular component: cytoplasm.
CUUGUAAACACGUCACUAAUUCAUUAAUGAGUUAAGUUCUCGCGCCCCUCUAGUGGGUGAACGUGGAAGAUAGCUACAUGCUCCGGCAAUCAUAUCUGAGUGGUCAAAAAAAUAUAUUAAAUAUCGUAUUUUUUAACUAAUAUGUCAACACAAUUUAUUCAGGGACUAACCGUGUGGAAAAAGCUGCAAACUGCGAAUUAUGUCGCGUGACGUUUCCCCUCCAUCUUUUUAGGAGGUUGUCAGUUUCGUAGGCAAAGGAGUUGGCGCACGCGCGGCACUGACAGAGGCUCUCUACCUGCUCCGCAGUGUGUGUAAUAAUGGCCUGGAAAUCAGGAGGAGCCAGCCACGCAGAGCUUGUAAACAACCUUCGCAAAAAUGGGAUCAUCAAGUCAGACAAGGUCUAUGAAGUCAUGUUGGCCACAGACCGAGGCCAUUUCUCCAGAAGCAACCCCUACAUGGACUCCCCACAGUCAAUAGGCUAUCAAGCAACCAUCAGUGCGCCACACAUGCACGCCUAUGCGUUGGAGCUACUGCAUGAUCAGCUGUAUGAUGGGGCCAAAGCUCUGGAUGUUGGGUCUGGCAGUGGAAUCCUAUCUGCAUGCUUUGCACGAAUGGUAGGUCCCAAAGGCAAGGUGAUAGGAAUUGACCACAUCAAGGAACUGGUAGAUGAUUCUAUUAACAAUGUAAAGAAAGAUGACCCCAGCUUGAUAACAUCUGGUCGAGUCAAACUAAUAGUGGGAGACGGGCGGAUGGGCCAUCCAGAGGAGGCGCCUUAUGAUGCCAUCCACGUGGGCGCGGCAGCACCCAAUGUGCCACAAGCACUCCUGGACCAGCUGAAGCCAGGCGGCAGGCUGAUUCUGCCUGUGGGGCCGGCUGGAGGGAACCAGAUGCUGGAGCAGUACGACAAGCUGGAGGACGGCAGCACCAAGAUGAAGCCCCUGAUGGGGGUGAUUUACGUGCCUUUAACAGACAAAGAGAAGCAGUGGUCCAGGUGGAAGUGACUUCCUACUCUCUCUCCUUCACACAGUGGGCAACAGUGAAAUGGGAUGAACUUUGAGGUGACAGACUGUCCAUAUUGCACAUUUCAAUGUGAACCUGGAGGAGACUACUUUGGGUUCCAACAACAGCCAUUGGAUUUCUUUGAAAACAACAAACCAUGGUGAUUUAGUUUUUUCUCCUUUAACUCUACCUAGAGUAUCAUGCUGAGGAAUAACCCCUGAGGUCGGAAUAACGACUGCUGGAGAAUGAACAGAAGAAUGUGUCGGGGAUUGUUUAAAAUAUAUAUAUUGGCCUGCAUUUUUUUGGUUGUGAAUUUUCCUUUUGAUUUGCUGCAAGAUUGAGUUUUUGUGGUUACAUCUUGAUUUGCAAAUCAACCAUUUCAGCUCCAAACAAAGCUGAGUGUAAAAACUGUUCUGAUGAGGAAAGCCUGAGUUGAAGAGAUUAUUCAGCCACUUACUUUAGAGUGCAUCUGAAGAUCUGAAGUGAAUGGGCAAUGAUGUAUUGGGUUAUUUAGGUGUCACUUAUUGUAAGUAAGAAUAGAAGAUGUUUCUUAACAAUUCUACAUUCAUGUGGAUGUUAUGGGUGAUCUUGAACAAAUUGUGAAUAGUGAUGAGUGAGAAGGUUACAGGAACAAAGACCCCCCUAAAUUAUAACCUCUGUUAUUGGUAAUGGUGAGAGAUUCACAUGUUUUGUUGCAGCCUUUGUAACCUUCUCACUCAUUCAUGAUUCAUUCAUGAUUUUUCUUAAUCAUGGUAUUAUCAGGAUUAAUUUAGAAGGGUUCAGAAACAUCUUCAUUACUCACUUUGAAAGAAAAUUACAUUCUUCAUUCAGUUCUAUUGGUCAAAACAUAACCAAAACAACCUGCAAAUGCAUCACAGGUUUGUAUAGUCACAAGCUUGAUGUAGUCAAGCGUUAAGAAUUAUACUCAACUUUUGACUACUUUAAUACACUAUAAGCCCAUUUGUCCAAAUACUUAUGACUUCUUCAAAUGGGGGACAAGAUACAUAGUGCUUUCCUUUCUAAACUAGUAAAACAAAUAUGAAAACACCCUAAAAUAAACAGUGACAUUCUAUAAUGUUGCCUCAUAUGAAACAUUUGAUCUCAAAUCCAAAAUGCUGAAGUACAGAGCCACAUUUAAAAUGUUAGUUUCACUGUCCAAAUACAUAUGGGAGUGAGUGUGUAUAUACACAUGUGAACACGUGCACACAUUCAGGGUUGUGAUUUCCCCCAUGAUUUAUUGAGUGCUGCCUCUGGUGUCCAUGACCAGACUGCAAGCUUUACUGAUUACCGACACUAAACAAAGCAGAGCCAUACAUACAUAUAUAUUAUAUAUAUAUAUAUAUUAUAUAUAUAUAUAUGUGUGUGAGUGUGAAACAAGGUAGCCGGUGCGUUGGCAAAAUACAUUUUAAUGCAAAGUGAUUGAAUGUCUGUUUAAAAAUAUUGGAUGAGCUAUGGCUUUCACAAUUUCUGGAAUGGCAAAAAUGAAAAUAAAAAUAUGCUUAAGUUUU